AAUCAACAGAGUUCUCCUGUGGUAGUUAAUACUUAGUUUACUUCUAUACUUACUCCAUCAUAUAUAAUCUCGUUAGAUCGACAGUGAACACAUAUCCAAUACUUUCCAAAUCGAUUUCGAAUAUUUUCAGUGUUGAUUCAAUCAAUUUUAUUCUUACAUUACUUGACAGUGAUUAAUAUUUGAUCAAGUCAUUCAGAAAUCGAUCAAAAUAUUUAUAGUUACUCAAUAGUUAUUUCUCAAGAAUUUAUAAUUUGAUAAUAUUACUACUGAGUAGAUUUUGAGUUGUAUUAUACAGUAGUGAAACAUGGGACGAUUCAGAUACCACGACACUAAUGAAUGCUUCGAAACUGCACUGUCUAAAGUGAAACUGGCUGCUAGGGUUGUGAUGGAAGGCUUCAACGCCAACAAAAACGUGGAGAUGAAGCAGGAGAAGAGCUGGGACCUGGUGACCGAAUUCGACAAGAGAGUUGAACACAUUCUCAUCUCAGAACUGUCCAAAGUCUACCCUGACCACAAGUUCAUAGGCGAGGAAACCACCACCCUCCACCUACCCUCUCUACUGACAGACGAUCCCACCUGGCUGAUCGACCCCAUAGACGGCACCACCAACUUCGUGCACGCGUGUCCGCACGCGUGCAUUUCGCUUGCACUGAGCGUGCGCAAGCAACUGGUGCUCGGCAUAGUCUACAACCCCCAUGCUAAUCAGCUGUUCACUGCCAAGCGCGGGUGUGGCGCCUACCUCAACGGCAAACCUAUCCGCGCCAGCAACUGCCAAGACAUUUCAGAAGCACUGGUCGGCUACGAGAUUUCAAUGGCCAGAGACAAAGAGAUCAGAGACCAGUUGCUAUCUCGCUUCACAUCCUGUCUAACCAAGGCUCAGGGAAUGAGAACACUCGGCUCUGCAGCCCUAUCACUGUGCUACGUGGCAAUGGGGGCCUGGGACGCCUACCAGGUGGACUACCUCUACUGUUGGGACUACUCGGCGGGGGCGCUCAUCAUCCAGGAAGCCGGAGGAGUCGUUAUCGACACUAAUGGUGGAGAAUUCGAGAUAAUGAACAGGCGGAUUCUAACAGCUGGCACAAAACAGCUGGCAGAUCAGCUGGUCAACAUUGUCAAAAAGGCCGAUCAGCUGCUCAAAACUAACAAAACCAGCAUCACCUCAUAAAAAUAAGCUCCAGUAUUAUUGAGAUAGUUUAGCAUUGAAGAUAGGCACUGAUUAUUUAUAUAAAUAGGUUAGAUGAGCUAGUAAAUUAACUGAUAAAGACUGUUAUUUACUUGUAAAUCCAUUCAAUGUACUUGAAAUUAGAACUGUUAGACCCGGUCUCACAAAAGCCUGUUGAAUUUUAACCGUAAUUAAAUGCGAAGAGUACCAAUCAGUGAAAGCUUCUCUGAUCGAUUCUCUCUGCAUUAAAUCACGGUUAAAAUUUAACAGGCUUUUGUGCAACCGGGCAUUAGAAUUGGAACAGUUUUGAACUUUAGCCUUUGGUACUUUUCUAGAACUUUUGUAAUUCUGAAUUGGAAAUUAGAAAGAACUUGUUAGGACAUUGGAAGCUCUCACUUUAGUUGGUUGAGUAUUAUUAUAGAGUAGUUAAUUUAGGACUAUAAAGAUACUAAUUUGAAUAUUUGUUCAACUCUUACUUCAUUGAGAACAUUCACUUUAGUUAGUUAAGUAUCGUUAAAAAUUAUUUAAUACAGGACUAUAAAGCUGGGUUUAAACCAAAGAUAUUAACAAAACGUUAAUAAAAAUCAAAUCAAAUUUAUUUCCAUUCAAAAACAGUUAACAAACAUAAAUAUAAAUUACAUUUUAUGGAAAGAUUUGCAUCCGCAAAGAAAGAAUCUUAAUACUUAUAGAUUCUAUUGGAUUAAACGGAACUUGACAAACACAUAUGUUCAUCAUGUGUAUGAUAAGUUAUGUUCAAUCUGGUACAAUCUAUAAGGAUUAAGUUAUUAACAUUUUGUUAAUAACUUUGGUGUAAACGCAGCUUAAGUAUACUUAAAUAAUAUUUAAUACAGGAUACUCAUUUGAAUAUUUCAUCAACUCUUAGUUCAUUUAGCAUUUAGUAUUCUAUCAUUGUUAUGUUUAAGGACUAUGUAAAUAUAAUAAAAAUAUCAUAUGAUAAUAUAAUAAAAAAUAUUUAUACGAAAAAA
This is a messenger RNA of Nilaparvata lugens (brown planthopper), 2148 nucleotides long. Its product is annotated as inositol monophosphatase 2-like. Gene Ontology annotation, biological process: signal transduction; inositol metabolic process; phosphatidylinositol phosphate biosynthetic process. Gene Ontology annotation, molecular function: inositol monophosphate 1-phosphatase activity. The record is from RefSeq and is a predicted model, not a curated record. NCBI's taxonomy places the organism in Eukaryota, Metazoa, Arthropoda, Insecta, Hemiptera, Delphacidae.